AUGCACACAUCAACAAAUGAGAGGCUCGCAAUACGGGUCGAGCGCGGCACGAAGCCGCAAAUUAUCGUCGACCAACGAGAGAAUCACGUCCUUGUGCGUUACCGUAAUCCUAAAAAAAAUUUCAACUUUGUCUUUUUUCGAAAAAAAAAACCGUUUUUGUACCUAAGCCUUGCAAAAUUUAGAACACUCUUACAGUAUCCGUUUCCUACUGUAGCCUUCAUUUUGCUUUAUUGUAGGUAUACAUUCCCGUGGACACUACAGUAAACUACCAGCCAGUGACGUCACACGUCGGAUUCGGCUACAAUGUCAAGCUGCAACGAAUGCAACAGCAGUACAAGAUUACUCUACAGCAUCAGGUACAGUAUUCUCAGCCGGUUACUGUGAGAUUACGGUGGAAACAUACUGUAAGCCGUAAGAAAACCUUCCUGAUUCAUCUGUACCCUUACUAAAAGCCGGAAAGUUCAAUAAUUGGCCGAUUUCUUGUUUCAGCACGAAAAGAAGCCGGAAUGUGUCGUAUACGCCUCGAGUGUCAGCCACGAUCAGGAGAUCAAAACGACGGUCAAAGAAGUCAAUUCCAGGGUCCCACAGGUGCUCGCAUUGCUCAUGUUAGCUUAUCUGAAGACGACGUCGAUUGCAGAUGACGAUCGCCGGAUCGAAUCUGGAAGUCAACGGGGUGCUCCGCGGUCAGAAUCUGACCUUUGAGAGUACGGUCGGCACGAUGCACGUCUACGCGAAGAUCACUUGCACGUCGAGCCUCAGACUCCAUUCCCAGAACGUCGUCCUCUCCACGGAAGCUCUCCUCAGCACCAACGACUUCAAGGUGACGCCGUCUGCUUUGAAAUGAACCAAGGGAGGGUUCAGGUCGUCUGUCGGAAGCUCCAGAUCGACGGCAGGGUCUUCCCCAAUGAGCCCGACCUUGCCGAAUCCAGCACCGCCUCGGAUUUGGAAGAAUCCAGAAUGAGGGUCGACUUGUCCUGCAGUUUGGUCCACAUCGGCAUCGAUGGAUGUAUCGGCGCGUCGAAUGAGAGGGACAAGGCCAAGGUAAAGAGGAGGGGUACUGUAACAUUAAGGUCUGCAAAGUUUCGUAAGCGUGAUUUUUUGGAGUACUUUAGGGCUCACUCAAAUGUUCUUUGCGCCUUUUCAGUUUUCAAGAUUUUGGUAAAGAGGAGGGGUACUGUAGCUUCAAGAUCUGCAAAGUUUCGUAAGCGUGAUUUUUUGGAGUACUUUAGUGCUCACUCAAAUGUUCUUUGCGCCUUUUCAGUUUUCAAGAUUUUGCUAAAGAGGAGGGGUACUGUAACAUUAAGGUCUGCAAAGUUUCGUAAGCGUGAUUUUUUGGAGUACUUUAGUGCUCACUCAAAUGUUCUUUGCGCCUUUUCAGUUUUCAAGAUUUUGGUAAAGAGGAGGGGUACUGUAGCUUCAAGAUCUGCAAAGUUUCGUAAGCGUGAUUUUUUGGAGUACUUUAGUGCUCACUCAAAUGUUCUUUGCGCCUUUUCAGUUUUCAAGAUUUUGCUAAAGAGGAGGGGUACUGUAGCAUUAAGGUCUGCAAAGUUCCGUGAGCGUGAUUUUUUGGAGUACUUUAGUGCUCACUCAAAUGUUCUUUGCGCCUUUUCAGUUUUCAAGAUUUUGGUAAAGAGGAGGGGUACUGUAGCUUCAAGAUCUGCAAAGUUUCGUAAGCGUGAUUUUUUGGAGUACUUUAGUGCUCACUCAAAUGUUCUUUGCGCCUUUUCAGUUUUCAAGAUUUUGCUAAAGAGGAGGGGUACUGUAGCAUUAAGGUCUGCAAAGUUCCGUGAGCGUGAUUUUUUGGAGUACUUUAGGGCUCACUCAAAUGUUCUUUGCGCCUUUUCAGUUUUCAAGAUUUUGGUAAAGAGGAGGGGUACUGUAGCUUCAAGGUCUGCAAAAUCUCGUGAGCGUGAUUUUUUGGAGUACUUUAGUGCUCACUCAAAUGUUCUUUGCGCCUUUUCAGUUUUCAAGAUUUUGGUAAAGAGGAGGGGUACUGUAGCUUCAAGAUCUGCAAAAUUUCGCGAGCGUGAUUUUUCGGAGUACUUUAGUGUUCACUAGACUGUUUUUUUGCGCCUUUUUUUCACGUUUUUUUCAAGAAAAAUUGCUGGCUUGCAUCUAAAGGGGGAGGGGGAGAAUAGAGUUAAAAUUGAACUUUUCCCAUUUUUGGGGCUCCUCAGUAACGCAAGCCGGACGCUUCCAAGCAUUUCAAGGGAUCAUUUGAGGGUACUAACGCCACUAAAGAGGUCCCUAGAAAUCCCAACUUUCUCGAGCGCGUCCGGUUCACGUUACACAGGUCCGAUUAUAGCUGGUUCUGACUUGACCCAUCGAAAAAUGGGUCCUGACACGAUAAGGCACGAGAUAGCGCUUGGCUCGUGGAGAGCGCAGACAGGCCACGCCCCUUUAGCGUUUUAAGCUAGCCGUGAAUCAGCUAAACGGAAAGAAGAGCUCUGAAAAAAUGGAAAUUUCACUCCAAUCCUUUGAUAUUCAAUAAAUUGAUCAACUCCAGAAAGGGCAGAAGCAAGUGACGGCAAGCCAUCUGAACGUGAGCAUCGCCGGCGGCCUGGCCAACUACGGCAAGAUCGUGGCCAAGGAACACAUCGACCUGAUGUGCUCGGGCAGUCUGCUCUCGUUGUCCGACGGCUCCCUGGACAGCGCCGGACGAGGCUACAACGCCCUGAAGCAGCUGAGGAAGGUCGACGCGACGACCCCCGGGGCAGCCCCGUCGAGCAGUUUCAUGCACUCGGCCAUCCAGAAUCAGAACGCUGGAGCCGUCGCAAAUCUCAUCGAGAACGGAGUCGAUUUGAAUGACACGGUGAGUUUUGGGGUUGAUAUCUAUAAAAUUUAAGGGAAAAACGGCCCCUUUAGGGACCGAAAAAGUGGUCCCUAUAGAGGUAAAAUAAAAGUUGUCCCUGUAGGAGUUUAGAGUCUGAUCCUUAGCCCCUUAAGUGGUCCCUAUAGGGCCGUUUAAUUUUAAUCUAAAGGGUUGAUUUUUAUGGAAACGCUUUUUCGCUUAAAGUUCAUAACAACUAGCAUGUCCCCCCUAUAGGGGCCACUUUUGGAAGCUUCAGUGGCCCCUAUAGGGGUUGGUAAGGUUGUCCCUAGAGCGGACCCUUAAAGGUCUAUUUUUGAUUAAGUUUGAACGACCCGUAUAGGGAGGGCUAAGGGGUCAGACCCUAAACUCCUGUAGCGGCCACUUAAGGGGCUUUUUCCCGUGAACCCUAUAGAGACCACUCUGGAGUUCCUAAGACUUGUAGUCGUUCCUUCCCAAGGAUAGUUUCGUAGUUUGAGACGUUUUUGGCCCCUAAUGGGAAUAUUAUCUUCCUUGGUUCGGCUAUUUUUCAAGUUUGAAGGUAGUUAGGUAAUUUCAAGAUUCUCAAAGUUAUAUAGCGCAAUCUUUGAAGUUGUUUUUUCCCAAGUUUCCAUUUUAUCUAGAUUUUUUUCAGAUCUCCUCGCGAGCCCGCGACAAACGAAUGACGCUCAGACAGUCGGCGAUGCAAGAAUACCGGGAGGCUCGGAAAAAAUCGUCGCUGAACUCGGCGCGGGCGCGAAUCACUCUGAUCAACGCCCUGUUCUCGGCACACGACUGGCGACGCGGCUCCAUCGCCGCCGCCUCGAUCCGCGCGACAAUCGCCAGGAACUGCGACGACUGCGCUCAGUUCAACGCCAAGCAGCUCCAGCUCAAAGUGAUUCUUGAGCGUCGGUUCUGACCACAUAAUGCUUUCAGAUUGGCGGCUCUGCAACUGUCGAGAAGGACUCGAUCUGGAGCAGCACCUGGGUCGAAAUGGACGUUGCCGGCAGCGUGACCGCCAACGGACAAGUCAAACUUCGGACCCUGAUCCUGACGGCGAAAGGAUCUGUCGUCACGACUUCCGAAGCCAUUCUGAGCUUUGAAGUGUUCGGAAGAGUGAGCUGCACCAGGUUUUGGAAGACGUGAGUCCGAGAACAUUCUGUUGCUUCAGUUUCGACUGCGACGGCAUGUGGUGCGCCGGGGAGAGCCUCGUCCUGGAGACGACCAACAAUUCCAGCUUCACCUCGGGAAGCUACGUCGAGUCGGACAAGCUGGAGCUCGAAUGCACGGGAGCCUGUAGUGUGGACGGGACUUGGCAACUGGCCAGCUGCUGGGCCCACGUCCAGGGCAUGAUGACCGUUCAGGCCAACGGGAAGCUGUUCGUCGAGGACGCCGCUGACCUCUCCGCCUUGGGGUUGGAGUUUAUCCUAUUGUUUUGUGAAAGUUCCAAAGAUCCAAACUUUGAAAAAAUGUGACCCAAUGAGAUUCAAAAAAAUUUAGAAUGGUACCCAAGUCAUAUGCGGGUAACAAAUCACUAGGUAUCCUAAACACGUUUAUAAUUUCUUCCAGUCUUCACUUCCACGGCUUCGCCCACGUCGUCGAGCAGUUCACCCUGAUCGUCCAGGACUCGGCCCACUUUUUCCAUUCCUCCCGUGUCGAAUGCCAGACUCUGAAACUGACCUGCAAAGCCUUCUGCACCAUCGGAGGUCUUGUCGCCGUCCAUGACCUCCAGGUUUGUUCUGAUUACGGUAGCUUCGACUGUGCGAAUUUUCCAGGCCUACGUGCGCCAUGACAUCAUCACGACCUCGACCGGCAAAAUGAUGGUCACCAACAACGCUGACGUCACUUCUGGAGCUUUCAAGAACGACUCCUUGUGGCAGGUUCGACGAGUUCCACGAAGAAAAACUCUAAAAGUUGGUUUCAGGUCGAGAAGGCGAUGAAGCUGAUCGCCGGCGUCAUCGAGCAGUCGGAAGAUGGCGUUCUCUUCGUCAAAUGCUCCCUGACGGCUCACGUCCACGACGUCUGCGUCGAAUCUUUCGGAGGACGGCUUGUGAGCAGCGACGUCUUCCUGAAAUGCCUGAAAGAGUGCGAGUUCGACGGCCUGAUCCGCUGCAACGAACUGCAAAUCGCGCUCCCGUACUCGGCCGAGUCACGUCUCCGACUUCAAGGACAGGUCGACGUCGUCGUCGGCUCCCUCACCGUCAUCGGCAACCUGAAUUCCGAAGGCGUCCAGCUGCGAGAAGCCGUCCCGCCCGGCCUGACCAUCGCCUGCAAUCUCACCGCCGCCGCCAUCAUCGCCCCAUUCUCAUCCAUCCACGUCGACGCGACAGCCUUGGUCCGUCUCAGCGGUGUCAAGUCGAAAAUCGAGUCAGACCCCAAUAUCCUGAUCAACGCCGGCGCCUUGUCCACCGCCAAGGAGAGCUGCAUCGUCUCCUUGGCCGCUCCAGAAGACGUCAAAAAGGAGGCUGUCAUCUGUGCCACCGUCUUCCAGCAUCAAGGACAAGUCAAGUUUGUCGCCUCCGACGUCAGACUCGUCGCUGGCACUAUCAUCCAUCAUGGAAGGCUGACCAACAUGGAAAACAAACAGAACCAUGUCAAGCACCUAAACAUGGUCAUUGGGGAGUUGUUGCUGAACCAUGGCAUCAUCGCCUGCGACGUGCUCAAUAUCCGUGGCGAGGGCGUUCUCGAGAACACCAACAGAAUCUACGCUGUCGAGUCGAUGGACAUCCGCCUGAGCAACUUCGACAAUGAAGAAGGGCUCAUCGAAUCGAAGAACACGAUGAAGCUUCUGGCGGUCAGCAAAGAAUGGACCAAGUUGGGAGGUUCGAUCAAGGCCAAGAAGUCCUUCGACCUCUGCGCCAACCGACUCAACAUGGCGAUCCGGAACGUCCAGAACCUCUCUAUCGACAAGCGACUCUCCUUUUCGGCUAAAACGGAUCUCCUGAUCUCCAGCGACGUCAUCGAUGAAGCCAAGGAGUUGUCCGUUGGAUGUGCGGCUCAGCAAUGUGUCGCCAUCGACGCCAACAUGCAGCUGGACCGACUAGAAGUUCUUCUCGGCGGAGAUUCUCCUAGUUCUGACCCGGUCGCUUUCGUUGUCCAUGCUGACGCCACCAUCAUCGCCAACACCGUCCUGAUCAGCGCCAAGUCUGAACAUCUUCAAAUCUCCUUCGAUGGCGCCGUCCAGUGCAGCCGACUUAGAUUCGCCGGCGGCAUUCGCAAGGUCACCAUUACUGGAGCUGGUCAUCUGGAAUGCACCUAUCUCGCUGCUCAACACGUUUCCGUCGGCUUCGAAAUGUACAGCACGACCCGACUUGACGAGGUCCACUCCCAGAAGUUUGCCGUCGUCAACGACUCCAUCUUCCGUUUGGAGCCGUGCGCCGAUUCUGAAGACACGACGAUUGUCACGGAGGAUGUUGCUAUCGACGGCACGAUGCUUCUCGAGAAGAAGCUGUUGAUCAAGUCGAAAGGCGGAUGUAUGCGGAUAAAUGGACCAGUUCUGGGAAGCUCCCCAGCCAGUGAGCUCACCUGUGAAGCUAGCAAAGUCGUGCUCAAGGGUCAAAUCGCGAACUUCAAAUUCGUCGAGCUUUUCGCCCGUGAGACUAUCACGAUUCAGAAUCAGAAGCUUCUGAACAUCGAGAGAUUGAGCAUCGACUGCGCCGACCUCAGUAUGUACAGUGUCGACGUCGAGAAAUGCCUCCACACUGUGGUCAGCUGCGACGCAUUCACUGCCACCGGCAAAAUAGUCGGAUGCGAAGUUCUGAACAUCUUCUCCACCAACAUCCACUCCAAGAUGGACAUCAGCGACGUGGAGAAGAUGGUCGUCAACUGCAAGAGGUCGACGGCGAUCCGUGGCAAGCUCCAGAAGGUCAAAGUGCUCGAGGUUGACUCGAAGUGGAUCAACCUCAGCGCCGACGUCUCCAACUGCGAAGAGCUGAAGCUGACCGCCUGGGCUGUCUCUUCAAAUGAUCAACUCCGAGCCGAGAGGAUCCAAAUCACGGCCCUCACCGCCUUCGUCAACAACUCAUCGCUUCUGGCAACGACGUGCAACAUCGUCGCCCCGUUCGUCUUGUCCCUCUCCGCUCUGAGCACGAUUUCCUCCUCGCUGACGUCGGUCCACGCCCUCUGCAUGUGCACCCGCAACGACAUGGUCCUCACCGGCACGGCUUUCCUCUGGCUGGCCUUCGACCCGGUCACCGGCCAAGUUGGCGUGAAUUCCGCCGAGAUGAACGCCUGGAAGACGACGUCGGCGAUGAUGCGCGACCGGUGGAGCACGGCUUCUAUUGACGCCGAUGAGGUGCUGAUCGGACUGAAGUACAUCAGCGACCUGCAGCCGGUCAAGAUCCGUCUGAACACGGAUAAUAAGGUGAGUUUCAGGGUGUCUUUUGGCAGAACCAUCGUAAAAAAAAAGUUGAUUUUCUGUGAGCUUCUUCGUUGGUUCAGAAUCUUGCCAUUGGGAAGACAGUAUUUCCAUUUAAGGACCCGAAAAAACGAAUACAUUUAAGAUAUAUGAAUCUCUGGUCGAGCUGUGCUCGAGAUUCGACUCAACCCCAGUCUCGCUGAUCAACUUUGGCGAGCUGGUCGGCGUGAUUUGCUCAGCCAGAGUCCUCUUUGCCCUCCUCCCCGAAGCCAACAAUAAUCAGAAGAAAGGCCGGAAGAAGUCAGGUACACCACUGAAACAAGGAGAACUGGAAAUAUGUAUAAUUAUUCAGAUUGUGCGCUCUACGAAGGGCUGGUCCCAUUCAAAGCCGGGAAAUACAGCAAGGAAUCGAACAACGCCGACUCGUCGGACACCGACAUCGGAUACGUCAGUAGGAGCUCCAGUGAAGACCUGAACUCUUCGACGAAAUCGACGAGGCCGAGGUGAAUCCUGGGGUGUUCGCAGCGUAAAUGAAGUCCGUUUCUCGCGACUUUAAAGGGCGGGACUUCUCUGCGCCCUCCUUAUCUCUCGACGUCUCUCUCAUGCUCUCUGACCUCGCCGGUGAGAGAACAGAGAGACGCAGACACGCGAAAAAUGUCAAGUCUAGAUAGGAUUGUAAGAGCGGAAAGGUGAAAUUCGAUCAAUCAGUAUUCAUUUUUUGUAUUAGUCAUAGAUGUGAGGUGGGGAGCACGAACUUUCAAAGCUAUAUCGUCUUUGGCGAACUAGAAGUCUCCGAAUAACUGCCGAGAUAAAAGCGAUAUCGCAAACAUGUCGCGUUUGUCCUGCCGCGACAUCGCGUUCUCUCGUACUCAAAAAAAUUCAUUUAAACUUUUACAAAAUGCGGAGUCGCGGCUAAAGAAAUGCGAUGUCGCGGCUAGAGAAAUGCGAUGUCGCAGCUAGAGAAAUGCGAUGUCGCGGCUAGAAAAAUGCGGUGUCGUGCCUAGAAAAAUGCGAUGUUGUGCCUAGAAAAAUGCGAAAUCGCGGCUAGAAAAAUGCAAUGCCGCGCCUGGAAAAAUGCGAUGUCGCGACUAGAAAAAUGCGAGACCGCGUGAGGACAAAGCGGCAUGUUAUAUACCGCCAGCGAUAUCGCUUUUUUGCAGUUGCGAGUUGAAAGCCUGCUUUUACGGCCCUUUGCUUUGUUCUUCUGCGAAUUGUCCAUUCAUUUGUGCCUUCUUGAGCUCAGAAUGCACCUGAGGUCGUGCUGGAGCCUGGAGAUCGUUUUCCAGGGCUUGAAAUGAAGGUAGCCACUCCGUAAAAUAAAAUUAUCGCUUUUCAAAACUUCCUUACACUGCGUAAACGUUCAUGCAUAGCAUAUAGCUUCUAGAACUUCCGGUGAACUUAAGAAAAAUCAAAUAAACUCAGAUCCCCGCUCUGCGACGACCCCACGACGAGCUUCUUCACUGAGACUCAUCUGAAGGACGUCGAAGUGAAGGUCAACGAAGCGGCGGUCGAAGUGAUCGAAGAGCCAAAGUUCGAUCAAGUCGCCUACGCCAUGAAGGAGUUGGUUUUUGGAAAUUAUGGGAAAAAUGGAAGAAAAUUUCCCGAAAAUUUGCUGUAGCUGAAAAAACCGGGUAAAAAUGGAGUUUAGAGCAAGCUCGCUCUAUCGCCAAUCAAAAAAGGAAGUUUUUCCUCGGACAUUGGUAACGAAACGGACGUUUCCGGGCGGUUUUAGGGAUCACUUAAGAGUACUGAAACUGCUAAAGUGGUCACUAGAAAUGCACAGACACGUCCGGAGCACGUCCGUUGGUCCGAGCAGUCCUGCGAAUGUCGGGGCAUUCAUAGGGACCACUUUAGUAGCGUCAGAACUCUCAAGUGAUCCCUAGAAUGGCUCAGAAACGUCCGUUGGUCCGAACGUUGACGCGAAUGUCGGGGCUUUAUAGGAACCACUUUAGUAGCGUCAGAACUCUUAAGUGAUCCCUAGAAUCGCUCAGAGAGGUCCGUUGGUCCGAACGUUGACGCGAAUGUCGGGGCUUUAUAGGAACCACUUUAGUAGCGUCAGAACUCUUAAGUGAUCCCUAGAAUCGCUCAGAGAGGUCCGGAGCACGUCCGUUGGUCCGAGCAGUCCUGCGAAUGUCGGGGCAUUCAUAGGGACCACUUUAGUAGCGUCAGAACUCUCAAGUGAUCCCUAGAAUGGCUCAGAAACGUCCGUUGGUCCGAACGUUGACGCGAAUGUCGGGGCUUUAUAGGAACCACUUUAGUAGCGUCAGAACUCUUAAGUGAUCCCUAGAAUCUCUUGGAAUCGUACGGAGCGCGCUUUUUUAAGAUUAUUGUUAGAGAACCUUCCAAGAGAAGCUCAAGAACUUGACUCUAGGAGGAAUGAGGUUUUCGGCUUUUUCAUGAAAUUAGCCAUGGAGCGCACAAAAUAUAGCUUUUAAAGUUGUUUUAAAAUGAAAGUAUUAUUAGAUUUUUCAAUUUAUAAACUCAUACAUAGGCAAGGUCGGAAAAAGUGGAAAAGGCUCCUUUUUUGCAGCCUUUUUGCGCCUUUUCAUCGGCUUUUAUGCACCAUUUUUGCUGCCUUUUUCCACCAUUUCUUGAGCCUAAAAACCGAUUACCAAUUUUCCUUUUCUUUAAUGAGUGGGAGUAUUAAGGGAAGAAGAGCUGGCCGAAUUCGAAGAGCUUGAAGAGGAGUUGGCGAUGGCCGAGGCUGGAACUAUCCGAACGGAUUAUAUCGUCUGUCGGGAUCGCAAUAUUUACCUGGCCAAGUGGGACCCCUCUAGUUUGAAGAAAUCAUCUGGAAAAUUCCAGGCUGAAGGAGAAGAUUCAAACUUUGAGGACGCCGAGACCGAAAUCAAACCUUCUUGCCCAGAGAGCGCCGUCCUCCAACGAUUUGGUCAUGAAGAAGCUUCAGGUUAUAAUUUUUUUUCGAUUUUGUAGGAAAUUUUUAAAAAUACACGGCAUUCCCCAUGAGGCGAGGCGUCAAACUUUCUGAAUUUAAAAAAAAAAGUAUGUGCGCGCUCCGGACAAAAUGACGUCAUUCUAUGUACACUGAGUAUUCGACGUUAAUAACUUGUUGUUCGAUCGCCUUUGGCUGCGUACUUAAGAUUCGAAUUUUCGCGCCAAAAUUUUUUUGACGUAACCUCACUCUGUUGGGGAACGCUGCGAAUGAAAUGAAUGUCCCAAAAAGUUUCUAGAAAACAUUUCAAAGAAGCAAAACUUAUUUUCUGCGGUUUUAAUUUCACCUGCUAUCUUAAUCUUUGUUUUUUCUUUUAAAAGAAAUCAGACUAGGGUAUUGUGUCAGCUGCAAAAAAAAAAUUGAGAAGCUAGAAAUCUCCUCGAAACUUCUCCAGCGCGUAUAUGUCCGCGCUCGAAGGCUUCGGCUGGCAUCUGGCAUCUUGGUGUAGUGGUAGUAGUCUUGUGAAUAGUCCACGAGGUCAUGGUUCGAAUCCUUCUCGCGGAAAUUGUUUUGCUGUCUCGUAGUUUGAUCUUUUGCACAUUUUUUUGUUAUUUUGGAUAUUUUAAAUCAAGAAAAGGCUAUUUUUAACAUUUUCCGUUGAUUUUUUGGUUUACCUACCCUCAAAUUCUUGAUUCUCAACUCGUUUUCAAGUGGAAUCCCUGCCCCAAGUCAGAACUUAAAUCUAUCGAAUUACUCUUCGAUGCACUCUUUCAUGGCUACUUUAAUCAUUUUUUGACCUCUGAGGGGAAAUAAAAAAGACGUAGAAAAAUUAGAAUGGUUCUAGUGGUGGAUUAUGGUAUGUAGAUUCGUUUACAAAUCGUAAAUUUUUGUUCAUAAGUUCAUCAAGAUUAUUUCCCGUCAACCAGUAUAAGUCGUUUUUUUUGUGAACUUACUGUAUUUAAAAGAGAGCAAAGACUGGGUAGGAAAAUUUUAAAAAUCAAAAUUUCAACAAAACCUGGUUUAUUUCCAUAGUAUUUCACUGACUUUCGGAAUCUAAACUUUUGAAAUCAUCGCUUUUUUGGAAUGAAGCCAAAUAAUGUAGUGAGACUGGUUCUAUGAAAGUUUGUGAAUUUAGAGAUUGAAGCCCAUUUUUCAGACAAAAUUGAAUAUAAUAUGAAUAAUUUUUCAGGUCAAAAAUGCGAUUUCAAGCCUUGAUCUCCGCUCAUUCGGUAGCCAGUCCUCUCUGACGUCACUCGAUUUCGGAGCGAUUCCAGAUUUCGGAAGCCCCCUGACUUUCCAGCAAUCCAGCCCGUUCCAAAGGUUUGGAACAUUUUCUUCAAAUAGCUGGUUUUUUCAUUUUGCAGGUCCAAAAUCCCGCUCGGAUCGUUCAGAAGUCCGAAGAAGGUGCCAAGCCGCGCGGCCACGCCCACAACUCGAUGGAAUUAUUGA
Molecule: messenger RNA, 11487 nt
Organism: Caenorhabditis auriculariae
Lineage: Eukaryota; Metazoa; Nematoda; Chromadorea; Rhabditida; Rhabditidae
Source: the annotation of a GenBank genome assembly